This is a messenger RNA of Didymodactylos carnosus, 1227 nucleotides long. NCBI's taxonomy places the organism in Eukaryota, Metazoa, Rotifera, Eurotatoria, Philodinida, Philodinidae. The record is from the annotation of a GenBank genome assembly.
AUGAAAACCAACGUAAAGCUUCUUGUGCUUGGCCCAGUGGAUUCUGGUCGAUCAACAACAAUUGCUCGCCUAACUGAUAAGUCUAACUGUGACAGCAUUGCUCUAUUGUCUCAUUUGACAAGUCAACGAGAAAACGAGAAUACUAUCAAUGACAAUAUUCACUUCGAAACACAAAAAUAUUCCUUCAAUGUUAUUGAUGUCUGUGGUCAUUGUCAUUUUAUGAAAAAUUUGAUUACCGGUUUAACUAAAAUUGAUUGUGCUCUGGUCAUAAUAUCGGCAACUGAUCUAAAUCAACAAAUAACAUAUCAGCAAAUACAAUUAAUUCAGACGAUCUUAGGAAUUGAUCAAAUAAUUGUUGCUGUGAACAAAAUGGAUGAAACACAGUAUGAUAAAAAAUAUUUUGAUGAAAUACAACAUUUAUUUCAUGAUCUCAAUUCUCUCGUAUUUAUACCAAUCAGUAGUUUAUAUGAUGAGAAUAUAUUGCAUUCGUCAACAAAGAUGAAGUGGUGGUAUAAACAGAAAUAUCUCUGCGAAGCACUCGAUUCUAUCGUAUUACCAUCAAGAAGACAAAAACCAUUACGUUUACCAUUACAAGAUGUUUAUAAAAUUGGCGGUAUUGGUACAGUGCCCAUUGGUCGAGUAGAAUCAGGUAUAUUAAAACUAAAUAUGACCGUAAAAUUUGUACCAUCGAAUAUCACAGCUGAAAUUAAAUCAUUUGAAAAUGGUCAAAUGGAUUCAGAAGCACAUCCUAUGGACUAUAUUGCAUUUAGUCUCAAACAAAAGAUAGAUGUAUCGCAACUACAUCGUGGUUAUAUAUGUUCAGAUGUUAGAAAUGAUCCAGCACAAGAGACAGUUAGUUUUAACGCAUUGAUCGUUGUUGUUAAUCAAUACCCUGAUAAAAUUGUGGAAAAUUUUCAAUGCGAUUUCAACUGUCAUACACUUUCAAAUAUUCAGUGUCGAUUUCUUGAACUUUCAAACACAUUCGAUCGACGUCUAGGUACACCGAUAUGGAAGAAACCAAAAUAUUUGAAAUAUGGAGACGUAGCUGCUGUAAAAAUCAUUCCGCUUGAACCGAUAUGUAUAGAAACGUUCAAAGAUUAUCCGUCGAUGGGUAGAUUCAUUGUACGAAACAAUCUCAAUCAAACGUUGGCUAUUGGUCUCAUUUCACAUGUUGAAAAGAAACUUGAAACUAUCUUGCAUGAACAAGCACGACGUCAUAGAAAUUAG